CAUAAAUAGAUCUCUCUCUCUCUCUCUCUCUCUCUCUCUAACCAGGUAGCUCUAAUUCGAAUACGACGGCGACGGCGACAGCUCAAAGGACUCCAACCUACACGCUAUUUAUCCAAUUAUCUUGCUGUCCUCACAUUUCUUUGAUUGAAUAUUUCCCAGAUUGAUUGAGGCAAGAAGAAGAAGAAAGAGUUUGUUCCAUCUCAUCUCAAUUCUCAGAUGGGGUUUGAGAACGAAGCUAGCUCCUCCUCUUAUACCCUUAAAAUACCACCGCCGGCUAGAGAGGACACGCCUCUUCUUGGCAAGGGACCUCCCCUGUCCAGCCAAUUCAAGACCUUCGCCAACGUCUUCAUCGCUGUCGUCGGCGCUGGUGUUCUUGGUCUUCCUUACGCCUUCAAGCGAACCGGAUGGCUCAUGGGCGUCCUCCUUCUCGUCUCCGUCUCCGUUUUGACCCAUCACUGCAUGAUGCUCCUUGUCCAUACCCGCCGCAAGCUCGACUCUUUCAAUGGCGUCUCCAAGUCCUCCUCCUCCAAGAUCGGCUCUUUUGGUGACCUUGGAUUUGCCGUCUGCGGCUCCUUCGGCAGGAUCGUCGUUGACUUAUUUAUCAUCUUAUCUCAAGCUGGUUUUUGUGUCGGUUAUCUCAUCUUCAUCGGCACUACUUUAGCCAAUCUGUUCGAUCCUGAUUCCCCCACCAGUCUCAGGCAUCAGAUUACUAGGCUGGGUUCUGAUUUCUUUGGCGUCUCCUCCAAGAGUCUCUACAUUUGGGGAUGCUUCCCCUUUCAGCUGGGUUUGAAUUCCAUUAAGACCCUCACUCACUUGGCCCCUCUUAGCAUUUUCGCCGACGUUGUUGAUCUUGCCGCUAUGGGUGUUGUCAUUGUUGAGGAUUCCAUGAUUAUACUCAAGCAAAGGCCUGACGUGGUUGCCUUUGGCGGUAUGUCUCUCUUCUUGUAUGGGAUGGGCGUCGCUGUCUAUUCUUUCGAAGGUGUUGGAAUGGUCUUGCCCCUUGAAUCCGAGAUGAAGGACAAGGACAAGUUUGGCAAAGUCUUGGCACUCGGCAUGGGAUUCAUCUCUCUCAUUUACAUUGCCUUCGGUUUCCUAGGCUACUUGGCUUUUGGUGAAGACACCAUGGACAUUAUCACGUCAAACUUGGGUGCAGGACUUAUUAGCACUGUUGUUCAGCUUGGAUUGUGCGUCAACCUCUUCUUCACCUUCCCCUUGAUGAUGAAUCCAGUCUUUGAGAUAGUGGAGAGGCGUUUCUCUCGUGGGAUGUACUCUGCCUGGCUGAGAUGGCUACUCGUCUUGGUAGUGACUCUUGUGGCUCUCUUUGUGCCAAACUUUACUGAUUUUUUGUCCUUGGUCGGCAGCAGCACUUGCUGUGUGUUAGGGUUUGUGUUGCCUGCCUUGUUCCAUUUAUUGGUCUUCAAGGAAGAGAUGGGGUGGAUGCAAUGGAGUUCCGACACAGCGAUUGUGGGACUCGGUGUGGCUCUUGCUGUGUCUGGAACUUGGAGUUCCCUCAAUGAGAUCUUCUCAGUCAAAGUGUAAGCGUGAGAGGAUUGGAGAGAGUUUUCUACAUACUUGUGUCCAAUAAAUGUGUAAGUGUGCCAUUAUGUACUGUAUAUGGGAUUUGUGGUUUUAAAAAGUAUUGUGAUUGUAUUUGUAUUCUGUCUGAUGCUUGGAAUAAUAGAGAUGAGCUCUUCUGUUUUGUGUU
Messenger RNA from Camelina sativa (false flax), 1705 nucleotides. Its product is annotated as amino acid transporter AVT3C. Gene Ontology annotation, molecular function: neutral L-amino acid transmembrane transporter activity; L-amino acid transmembrane transporter activity. Gene Ontology annotation, cellular component: vacuolar membrane. The record is from RefSeq and is a predicted model, not a curated record. Gene Ontology annotation, biological process: amino acid transmembrane transport; neutral amino acid transport. Lineage: Eukaryota; Viridiplantae; Streptophyta; Magnoliopsida; Brassicales; Brassicaceae.